UUUCCAAAAGCUUCCACCACAGUCCUCUUCCCUCCCGUCGUCGAUGGUCUAAAUGCUCAAUAUUCUCCCUGUUAUUCUCCAUGCUAUACUAUUCUUCAACCUAGCCUUUGGGAAACCGAUUGAGAAACCAAUUGUUGAGUUUCCUUAUCAACAUGCAUUCCGUCGGCCGGAUAUCUCAAGUUCCUUCCAAUCCACUCCUGCUUCUCAUCUCCCCUCAACUGCAACAUUGAAAGCACGACCUACAACAGUCUACCGAAUCCCAUCUCCUCUGAAUACUUUCCCCCGGUUCCAGGAACGUUCUGUAGAACACGGCCAGUCCGAAAUAUUAGAAUGGAUUGCCGUAGAAGUAUUAGGUCCGGAUAUCGGGGAUAGGCAUACUUUGGCUCAACUGGCGAGAAUGGCAGGAAAUGCUUACGCUUUGCCUGGACGCAAGAACUGGUAUGAUUUGGACGGUGCUUGGAACUCGAGCUUUCCCUUUGGUUGGGAAAAUCCUGAAGAUGGGUUUAGAGGCAAUGUUUUUCUUUCGGCAGAUAACUCAACUAUAGUUCUUUCCAUCAAAGGGACUACCUUACAAGGACCAACGUCAAAGAAGGACAAGUUUAACGACAACCUGUUAUUUUCCUGCUGCUGUGCAAGGGUAGACUUUACUUGGGUAUUCCGUACCGUCUGCGAUUGUUACAUGCACAGCCGGACAUGCGGUAACACUUGCCUCUCCAAAGCCUUAAUUCAAGACAGCCUUUUCUACUCCAUAGGUGUUGGCCUCGUGAACGACCUUCUGAUGCUGUAUCCUCAAGCCAACUUGUGGCUCGUCGGCCACUCCCUUGGAGGAGCGCUCGCCAGUCUUCUUGGUUCCACAUACGGACUGCCUGCAGUAGCUUUUGAAUCUCCUGGAGAACGUUUGGCCGCCGAGAGAUUACACCUACCUCUACCACCUCCGUCGUUGAACACCUCUUCAUCAGUGCUACCAGUCACACACGUUUACCAUACUGCAGACCCUAUACCCCAAGGCGCCUGUAAUGGCUUUGCUUCUCCAUGUGCGCAAGCAGGUUAUGCCCUAGAAACCCGUUGCCAUUUGGGGAAGUCCAUCGUCUUCGAUACUGUUACCAAAUUGAAAUGGGCAGUUGAUGUGAGGACACAUCCUAUAAAGCAUAUCAUCAACCGAAUUUUGGAGGCCGAAGACGUUGUUUGGGAAGAUGGAAGAGACGUUCCUGAAGCGGUAGAGGAAAGGGAUUGCGUUGACUGUUCAAAAUGGAGUUUUCCCGAUGAAGACUGAUUGCACGAGGAAAGGUACCGAACCCAUGU
Marasmius oreades (fairy-ring Marasmius) is the source of this 1302-nucleotide messenger RNA. RefSeq lists its product as uncharacterized. The transcript has 6 exons. Lineage: Eukaryota; Fungi; Basidiomycota; Agaricomycetes; Agaricales; Marasmiaceae. Gene Ontology annotation, molecular function: glycerophospholipase activity. The coding region runs from base 53 to 1273 and encodes 406 amino acids. Gene Ontology annotation, biological process: multivesicular body membrane disassembly; neutral lipid catabolic process; macroautophagy. The record is from RefSeq and is a predicted model, not a curated record.